Messenger RNA from Toxotes jaculatrix (banded archerfish), 833 nucleotides. Its product is annotated as FXYD domain-containing ion transport regulator 6-like. The coding region runs from base 259 to 543 and encodes 94 amino acids. Gene Ontology annotation, biological process: regulation of sodium ion transmembrane transporter activity. The transcript is spliced from 10 exons. The record is from RefSeq and is a predicted model, not a curated record. Gene Ontology annotation, cellular component: membrane. Gene Ontology annotation, molecular function: sodium channel regulator activity. NCBI's taxonomy places the organism in Eukaryota, Metazoa, Chordata, Actinopteri, Toxotidae.
CAUUCCUGAGACAAGACCAAGGAGGAACAGAGCUUUACUUGGUGCCACAGCCGAGCGCGGAACAAUCUCCUCAGAAUGCAACACAGAGUACUUCAUUUUUAAUCAGAGGUUUUAAUUUAUUCUUCUCAUGAGAAGGUUUUUGCAUUUCAUAUUUUCUCAGCUAAAGUAAAUAGUAGAAAACUUUUAAGCAAAGUUCGGCUCUCCAGGGCGGAAAGUCCUCGCAUUAGAGUUUAUAGGAGACUGAUACACGCAGGUACAAUGGAUCUUGUGGUAUUGGUGGCAUUGAGCAGCUGUUUGGCUCCUGCACUUGGCUCAGCGUUUGGCAGGGAAAUGUUUGCUUCAACGACAGAUGAGGACAAAGACUAUGACAGUGCUUUUCAUUACGAUUAUGAAUCUCUGAGAAUUGGUGGUCUGGUUUUUGCAGUGGUCCUGUUCCUCAUGGGUAUCUUCCUCAUUGUCAGCCGGAAAUGUACCUGCUCAAAGAAAGACAAGUCACGGCCCAGAGGUCCUGAUGUGGAAUCAGGUGUUCCAAGGGCUAAGUAGACACAGAGUCAUGGAGUAGUGGAGAUCUGUGUUACUGACUGAUGCCAUCAGGUGGCAGCAAAUACUAUGAUCACAGCUGAGGACAAUCUUUCCAUGAACACAUGAAGCUUCCUUUAAUUUUACAGUGUUACUAUGCUCCUAUUUUCUUUUUCUUUUUUAUGUUUUUAUCAUCAAUGACUGUUACUAGAUAAUGUAGCAACUUUAUUAUAUAGUAGCAAUAGUGUGAUUAUCAUUUGUAUUUUUGUGACUUCUAAACUGAUGCAAAAUAAUAAAAGAAAUGUUUGAAAAGG